AUUUUGUUUUAAAAUAAAAAAAAAAUGAAUAAAAUUAACAACGAUAUUAGGCCGUGGGACGCUAAAGAUAUAAAAGAGCAAUUUGGCGAUAGUUUAUCCCUACUUCCAUCAAAUGAUAACAUCAAAGAGCUACAAACUAUACUCAGAGACAAGAAUACAACACGAAGGGACUUCAAAUUUUACGCUGAUCGUCUGAUCAGACUGGUUAUUGAGGAGAGCUUAAAGAAGUUGCCGUUCACUGACUGCGAAGUGGUUACUCCGACUGGAGCCAUAUACAAGGGUUUGAAGCAUGAUGCUGGCAAUUGUGGGGUUUCGAUCGUUGGAUCGGGAGAAGCCAUGGAACAGGGUCUCCGUGACUGUUGCCGCGCCAUUCGCAUCGGUAAGAUCCUCGUGGAUAGUGAUUCGGACACGCACGAAGCUCACGUGGUAUACGCCAAGUUCCCUAAGGACAUAGACCGAAGGCGGGUGAUACUCAUGUACCCUGUUAUGUCCACGGGGAAUGUAGUGAAACAGGCAGUGAAUGUUGUGAUUAAGCAUGGCGUUAAAGAAGAUCGUAUUAUCCUAUCAAAUCUGUUUUGCACACCGGCGGCCGUGCGAGCAGUCGUCGACUAUGUGCCCAAUAUUAAGAUCCUCACGUCUGAGCUGCACCCAGUAGCGCCCAUACACUUCGGGCAGAAAUACUUAGCUACUAACUGGUACGACGACGAAUACGAUGCAGACUUAUAACCGCCAAAAGCUGACAGGAAUAAAAUUUUAGUGAUUACUUUAUGAUGUAACUAAUGAAAUCGUUUACCAGGAUAUUAAUGAAGUGGGUACAAAAACUGUAAAUAAUAAGAUAGAAUGUAUAUAUAUUUUUCAUCUUAUAAGUGCUUUGCGGUUAAGUUCACUUGUAUGCAAGUGAAUCCACACUUGCAUGAUCUGUAGGUUAUUUAUAAAUUGUAAUUUUUUGUAAUAUUAUAAUAAAUAAAAAUAUGUGUGUGUAUCCAUUAUGGGGUACAUUAAAAUUCUGACUUACAAUAACUAUGUAUUUUUUUUUAAUGAUCACGCUUAUGUAAUAUCGUCGAAUAUAUUGUACCUGAAUUUAAGUUAGAAAUAAGAGAACUGAUUUAAAAUGUGAUAUUAGUUUAAUCUUUGGAAAUGAAUGAAAUUACACAUAAUUAUGUGUUUAGGGAAUAACAUAGCACAUAAUGUUGUUUAUGUAUGUAUUUUUUAAUAAACUGGAUAGA
Messenger RNA from Galleria mellonella (greater wax moth), 1226 nucleotides. Its product is annotated as uracil phosphoribosyltransferase homolog. The record is from RefSeq and is a predicted model, not a curated record. The transcript is spliced from 4 exons. Lineage: Eukaryota; Metazoa; Arthropoda; Insecta; Lepidoptera; Pyralidae. The coding region runs from base 25 to 726 and encodes 233 amino acids.